GUCACUGGGCCGGCAAGAGCAACGGACCACCGCAGACAGCAACGGACGUGCCGGUGCAAGGCGCCUAUAACCAGUGUGCUGCUACUCAGUGUGUGCUCGACGCUGCCUCCCUUCCUGCCACCAUCAUCUUUCCACCUGUACCACCCACCAUCAUCACCAUAACCCCCUUACUACUCAUCAGCGCGUAACCACGAGACCAGUCAGUGCAAACAUCCCUACAAUUUUACACAUGUGAAGCUUCCAGUAACGGGUCGAAAAAGUAACGUAAGCACUAACCAACACAAAAGUCGCGAUACAAGUCUAUAAAACACUUGGAAUGGACGUGUACGUACAUAAAAACAACGGCGGAUGAACAGCAGCAUCUACUCGUCUUAAUGAACCCACUUGCAUGAAGAGACGCUCAGAAGUAUUCAAGCCAACCACAAACCAUCACCAACUUGUCCAUCUUUGAGAAUGCCAGAAGUACGCAGCAUCACGCUAAUUCUACUGUUGUUGUUGCCCUUCUCGCCUCUACUGCUCAGGCUUCAAGCAGAUGGAACUUCCAUCAAAGCCAGAGGAUCAAGCCCCCCUUUAGUCCCUUCAGACAAAGUGUUGGCAGGCACCGCGGGCCAAGAAGCGGCGAAUUACAAGGCGGGACAUGAGAGGCAGGUAAUGGAAAUUGUUAAGAGACGACAGAAAAGGCAGGUGGAAGAAAGGCCGCGAGCUGCCCCGUCCUGCCCUCCAGUGUACCCAGCGGGGGAGUUCACCAUCUUCGGCUUGCUCUCCUUCAUCGUACUCCUCAUGCAGCUCAUCAUUAACCUCGCUAACAACAACAACAACAACAACAACAAUAAUAACAACAAUAAUAACAACAACGACAACAACAAUAAUAACAAUAAUGAUUUCACGGUUCAGAACGAGAAUUUAGUGAACACCGACGUGGAGGAGUCGAGUGUGAUGGGACGAUCAGCGUUUAAUGUCCAGCAAAAACCUUCACCUGCCAUCCUGUUCUCACUGCAGCGCCGCGCCCCUGCCUCAUGUGCCUGCAAGGUUACCCAGGCCUCCCCUCCAUCCCUCCUAAGACCAUUCUCACCCCGCCUCGUUUCCUGCGUAUUUCUGCUGCGGUGUGUGGUGCCUCUGGGCUUCACCACACCGGCGAGCUUCCCGGAGCAUCCUGACCGAGACGCGGACGGAGACCCAAGAAAAGAACGCAGCACGCAGGAUUGUCGGGACUACUUCCUGAAGUGUUUAGGAAAUGCUGCACUCAGUAAACAAAGAUAAUGGUUCUAUACUGUGUGUGCGUGUGUGUGUGUGUUCAGUGAUUUUAUUUGACCAUUCCUCGUAUAAUCAUCUUUGCUGCAAUUUUUUUGAUAGUUUACAUGUAGUCUCGCCCAAGGAGUCCCGUUGGUCCCACAGCACACCUCAUGGACGCUGAAGUCACGCGAGGGUCUUCAGCGAGGCCAUCCAAUCUCUGCGGGGUGUGAGCGAAACCCCCUCAGCCUUGACGGACGUGUUCCGCGUCACGUUCUGUCUCGCGUGGAGUGUUGGCAUAACUGUCCUGUUCCUCAUCACUACCCUGCCUGUCAUUUGUUCAGUCUCCCACUUGUACAGUUCCUCUUCGUCGACACAGUUCUGGGGACGAAAUCACUAACGCGAAAUAUACCAACGCGUGCUCGUUCUCACGGUGGGAAGAACACGUGGUGGCUUAUUUAAUAUUUACAGACACGGCUGACGACGAGCGAAUCAACACCAGGAGCCGCAAAUGUUGACACAGCGGCAUGAUGGGGUUGUGUGUGUCUGUAUGUGUGUGCCAGAGAUACGUAUUAAAGAUUGGCACAGAACGCCUUUAUCACGCCCUGAAAUAUGUUGGUCUCGGCUCGCCAUCUGUGGUCUUUUUACCUUCUGAGUGUUCCUAUCGUGUCUCUCAGUGCCUUUCGUUGGUCUCCUGAGAACUCCCAAAAAUUUAAGAAGCAGCUAGACGCCCAAGUUUCCCAGUAUCUUUCCGCGGCGCUGGGACCUGACGGGAACCUGACGAAGGCGAGGGAGGAACUGCUGCACCGCCAGAGACGCAACGCCUGUCCCGGGGGCGUCGGGGGGUUCGGAUUUAACACCUUCAACUUUCUCACGUUCCUCCUGCUCGCAUUCAACGGAGUCCUGAACGCCGUGAAUAACGUCAACAACAACAACAAUAACAACAACGCUAACUCCCAGAACAACGUACACAUCAACACCGACGCUGUGUCCUCCAACUCUGAUUCCUCCAACGACGUGACAGUCAUCAUCCCCCCCAGCCCGGGCCGCCGCAGGCGGCGCGGUACAAGCUCAUGUAGCGAGGGUGUGGAGGGAACCGUGGCCAGACGAAUGGUCUCUGAGGCCUGGCGCGCCGUGCUGGAGGAAGGUCGCGGGGCCACCGGGUGCCUGGAGGCGGCAUUGUGCCAAGGUGUGGUGAGGCUGGCGGCAGAGAUGGGGGCGAUGGUCUUCGCUCGCCCACACAACACUACUACUUCCCUCCCGUUACAUCUCGCCCCUUGCAGUCGCCUGUACCCAAGCUGCCCGUCUCACAACCAUUAGACUUUAGAGUGACGGCUGCUGUCCGGCGUGACCCGUAGAACAGGGGCACGCACACCACUGACGAUCAGUUCGAGGUGUCCCCCCCCACCCCCCGACAUACACCCUUUGUCUCCUUAUCACAACCAACACCGCCAGCAUCACCACGCAGCCGUCCCCCACAACAGCUCACCAGUGGAGCGCUCCAGCGACAGACAACGGAACUAUUGUUAUUGUAACCUAUUAUAGUCCGUGCCGCAUUAGACCAGUGUGCGGCCCGUUCGCCUGCAGCAAGUGGAUUUGUUGGCCUGCGGGGCGGGUGCUGUCUGUCAUGGGAGUGUGUAGCAUUUUACCGGUGUUCCAUCGUGCUCAGUGUGAUAAGCAUUAGAUCUCGUCUGUCUUUGUGCUUUGUAAAACAUUUUGCCUUUAUUGGAAAACCCUUGAGUGUUCUUACGUGCAUGACUGAGCGUUGUGUGAGGAACACACACACACACACACACACACACUACUGCUGAUGCUGUAUCUUUUUCGUUAUUGCCACUGUUAAUCUUAAAGAUGAACUGAUACUUUUGAUGUCAUAAAUUUUAAUAACCUUGAUAAAGUAAAUGUAAAAUGAAAUAUUAUAGAUUUCUGGUCAUUUAAGUGUUAUUGUUUAUGAGCAUUAAAUUCAUCUUUACUGUGGAAUUUAACAGUGAAUAUCUGAUCAUAGUCAUCAGCAACAUCACCAUCAGACACACUGCGAUGUCGAAACCCAAAACAUCCAAAGGAAACUCCCAGAGCGUGUGAAAGUAUCUGCUACGCACACACUCCCUCCCGUCAUUCAGGGCGCCUCCGAGGUAUACAGGGAGCGAUGGCCACCCUGGUGCUCCCGACGCUGGAGGUGGCGUGGGGCUCGGUACACCCCGUUGAUAGGCCAGACACAAGGCUCCUGCGCCAUGGCCUCCUCAGACACGGUGCAGCAAGGGACGAUCACCUACAGGACGAUAUGAACAACAGGGCGACGCGGCGUGACGACAUUCGCCACGCCAUCACCAGAGUGAAUGAAACACUUAACAAGGCAACACGCUCAGCGAGUAGUGAGGGCAGCAGUUCUGCAUCUAAAGGAAGCAGCGAGGGAGGCCGCAGCAGGCAGGCCCGCUCGUGUCCCGGAGGGUACAGCCCCGAGGCGGCAGCUUUCACCUUCGCCGGCUUCAUCAUCCUCAUUGGUCAAGGCAUCGUCAGUGUCGUCAAUGUCAUCAAUAACAACAAUAACAACAAUAAUAACAAUAACAACAACAAUAAUGACAAUAAUAACAACAACAAUAAUCUGAACAACAACGACCUACUGGUAGUAAACAACCUGGAGGCGCACGUGGGCAUGAGGGGCAUGGAGGACAUUGGGGGCAUGGGAGACAUGUGGAACAUGGCAAGCAGGGCCGCAGACUCACGCGGCCUGGCGAUAUCACAUCACUAUGAUUCCCACGAGCACGUGUUGGCCCGCAGACCAUUUCCUGCAGGACAGACCCAGGCAUACAGACACACACGCCGCCGCAACAAAAGCAGCAGCCACCGAAAACACGUAAAAUGUGUCUGUGGCGAGUCUCGUUCGCCGAGGUCGAUUUUCUCUCUGCCAAUCGUAGAGCAGAGUCUCAGGGAAGUCCUGUGUCGAGUGGCAGGCGACGCCUCACACGUACCCAGGUACUCGCGAUAAGCAUUAUGAAUGACAUCGUCUAACACUCG
This is a messenger RNA of Scylla paramamosain (green mud crab), 4245 nucleotides long. Its product is annotated as homeobox protein 6-like. The coding region runs from base 3377 to 4216 and encodes 279 amino acids. The transcript has 3 exons. The record is from RefSeq and is a predicted model, not a curated record. NCBI's taxonomy places the organism in Eukaryota, Metazoa, Arthropoda, Malacostraca, Decapoda, Portunidae.